AUGUUUCCGAAACCUCUCAACAUCAGGACAUCGAUUGACACAAAUGGAUUCCCAGCUUACAUGCGUCGGCUUGAUGGUAGGUUUAUUGAGAAAAAUGGAAUCAGAUUAGACAAUGGUCAUGUUGUACCAUACAACAGAGAGCUCAUGCUUCGAUACUGCGCGCAUAUGAAUGUCGAGUGGUGCGUCCAAACACGGGCUGUUAAGUAUCUGUUCAAGUAUAUCCAUAAGGGACCUGAUUAUGCUUCAGCUGCAAUGGAUAGAGAAGAUGAAGAUGGCAUCAUUGACGAAAUCAAAACAUAUUACGACUGCAUAUAUAUUACUGCAUACGAGUCGUCGUGGCGGAUUCUUGCUUUUCCUACCCAUUAUCGUACUACUUCUGUUGAGAAACUUGGAUUUCAUCUUCCGGAUCAGGAAAUGGUGUAUUACGAUGAAGAUGAACCUAUAGAGAGUGUUCUCAACAAAAAGACGGUCAACCAAUCCAUGUUUCUUGCCUGGUUCAAAGCAAACAGAAAAUACCCAGAGGAGACUACUUGGGAGUAUCUUACCGAAGAUGUCCUUUACAAGAAGCGGAGAGAAACGGGACAACUUGAUAUGAACUUGACCAUAGAGCAGAUCAAAAAUAUUGCUCUUACUGAGAUUGAAAAUUAUUUGCUCAGCAAUGGUCGUAGCCUCAAAAAAUGGAAGCACAUGCCAAACCCAGAAGAUUUUGGCUGUUACAACGGCAAUCGCCUUAUAGAUGAUGAGCUUAAAUAUGUUGUGGAAGAUCAGCUUAAGGAAAAUGAAAGAUUCAUGGCGAUGAUAACAGAUGAGCAAAGAGGAGUAUACAACCAGAUUUUGGAUGCAGUUUUAAAUGAUAGAGGUGGAGUGUUCUUUCUUUAUGGUUAUGGAGGCACAGGAAAAACCUUCGUAUACAGAGCACUCUCAUCAGCCAUCCAAUCUAGAGGUCUAAUUGUCCUAAAUACUGCAUCCAGUGGAAUCGUUGCAUUAUUGUUGGAAGGAGGUAGAACUGCACAUUCCAGAUUUGGUAUUCCGAUAGACGCAGAUGAAUUCGGUACUUGCAAGAAAAUGGAGCCAGGAUCAGAUCGUGCAGAACUGGUUAAAGCGGCAAAGCUAAUUGUAUGGGAUGAGGCGCCUAUGAUGAGCAGGCACUGUUUCGAGACUUUGGAUCGCAGUAUGCAUGAUAUUAUUAGAUCUUCUGAAGACAAGCCUUUUGGGGGUAAAGUUGUUGUUUUCGGUGGUGAUUUCAGACAGAUUUUACCGGUUAUACCUGGAGGAGGUAGAGCAGAGACUGUUUUGGCGGCUCUGAAUUCGUCAUAUCUUUGGGAGCACUGCAAAGUUUUGAAGCUAACAAAAAACAUGAGAUUGCUUGCUGGUCUUACUGAUGAUGCAGAAAAAGGGCUUGAGUCUUUCUAA
Brassica oleracea var. oleracea is the source of this 1413-nucleotide messenger RNA. Its product is annotated as ATP-dependent DNA helicase RRM3-like. The record is from RefSeq and is a predicted model, not a curated record. Gene Ontology annotation, biological process: DNA repair; telomere maintenance. The transcript has 4 exons. The coding region runs from base 1 to 1413 and encodes 470 amino acids. Gene Ontology annotation, molecular function: DNA helicase activity. Lineage: Eukaryota; Viridiplantae; Streptophyta; Magnoliopsida; Brassicales; Brassicaceae.